UGUUACUCUAAUUAACGCCCGUCCCUCAAACAGUGACCCAACCCAAUAAAAACUGAAAAAAGCUCUCCCUGUCUCCCUCUCUCUCUUCAUAUUGAGCUUCAGAUAUUAACGAGUGUGUACUUUAAUGUCUUACCACAGCUGGACGCUACCAGCUAGGACUAGCCCUCUACCUCCACAAGGGUCAGGCUGGGGUGCCAGUGGUGGUAGUGAUGAGCAGUUGUUCUAUUCCCUUGGGCCAGUUAAUGGCAUGAUAGGAGGUCAGCAGGUUCGCCCUGUGUUUGAGCGUUCCGGUCUCCCCUCCCCCCAGCUGGCCCAGAUAUGGAGCAGUGUGGAUCAGAAUAAUGAUGGAUUCAUUAAUCUCAAUGAAUUUGUUAUGGCCAUGAAUCUAAUCAGACAGGCACAAGCAUCAACAGCUACAUCCUCUUUAUCAGCAAUGAAUCUUCAAAGCCACGCCUCCACUCGGUCAUUAAGAAAAGAUGGUGCCCCGUAUCAAUCCAGUCCGUUGGUUAAUAAGUCGCCUAUGUUAGGGGCAGGUGGAGUCGGGAGGGGCGUGUCCAUGAGCUCGUUAAGUCAGACCAGUUGGACCAUGAGUCCCGAGUCCAGACGCCAGUAUAAUCUCAUGUUCAAUACAUGUGAUAAGAGUAGGAGUGGCUUUGUAUCAGCUGACGAAGCCAAGAGAGUUUUAACAAGAUCUAACCUGGACCAAGUGACGUUAAGAAAGAUAUGGGAUCUGUCUGAUGUUGAUAAAGAUGGUCGUCUCUCUUUGGAUGAGUUUUGUAUCGCCAUCUUUCUCCUGGACAGAGCAGAGAAAGGACUAACACCUCCACCCUCCCUCCCUCCUGAACUGAAACCAACCAAAGGAACUACCCCAGUCAUGGGACAGAGGGCUGGAGGAGGAACUGGAGUAGGGGGAGGAGCUACUUUUAGCAGUUUUGAGGACAAGAAAAAACAAAAUUUUGAUGAAGGAAGGAAUGAACUUGAGAGAAGGAGACGAUUAUUGAAGGAACAGGAAGACAAAGAAAAAGAGGAAAGAGAAAGGAAGAGGCAGGAGGAGGAAGAGAGAAAGAGACAAGAGAUACAAAAAGCUGAAGCACUGAGACAAGCUGAACUAGAGAAACAACGACAAAAGGCUCUGGAAAUGGAGCGAGCAAGAGAGAGAGCAAUGCAACAAGCAGCACUGCAGAGAGAAGCAGAACUGAAAGAAAUGGAGAGGAAGAGAAAAGAAGAAUGGAUGAAGAGAAGACAGGCUGAGCUGGAAGAAGAGUUGAGACACGAGAGAGGAGGGAUAGCCUCCUUGAGACAAUACCAGCAAGAGAUUGUUGAACAUUUGGGGAAGAUUGAGGUAGAGCGAAGGACACUGGGUAUCAGACUGAGUCAGGAGAGGGAGAGACAUACUGAUCUGGUGAGGAGUAUUGAUCAACUGAAGGAGACUAGGGCUAAUGAUAAUGCUCAACUGUUACAAAAAGCAGCGGAAAUGAAAUUUAUUCAAAAUGAGUACACUCAGUUAGAAGCCCAAAAGAGAAGUCACCAGCAGGCAUUGUUCAGUAUCUCCUCCUCCAGUCCUGAGAGGACAAGAGAUGCUCAGCUAAUGGAGCAUUACAAGAUCCUCUCCAAUAACCUAACCAACAUGAGGACUACUAGUGUCAAGGAGAGCUCCCUACUGGAGGAGAUGAGGACUGCAUUGAAUGAAAAGAAGAAUACUUUAAUAUCUCUUCAGUCUAACUGUAAAAAGGAAGAAGGGCUAGUUCAGUCCCUCCAAAGGAAGAAAGAAGACACAAGAAGACAAAUGGAGACCAUGAGACAGCAAGAAGAGGUGGACAGGAGAAGGAGAGUCAUUGAGGAGUCACAGAAAAGACAAAAAGCACUUGAACUUGAAAUAGCAAAACAAGAAGAAGCUAGCAAGAAAAGGAGAGAGAUAGAGAGACACCAGAAGAUGAUCGAGGAGAAGAUUGCCUUUGAUAAGGAGAGGAGGGCUAGUGAGGAGAAGGCCUCGUUGGAGCUGGCUAAGAGGCUGGAGGAAGAGGAGAGAGAGAGGAUACGAGAAGAAGAAAGGAAGAGAGAGGAGGAGAGAAGGAGGAGGGAAGAGGAGGAGGAAGAGAGAAGGAGGAGGGAGGAGGAGGAGAGGGAAAGGAGAGAAAAGGAAGAGAAGGAAAGAAGAGAAAAGGAAGAAAAAGCUUUGGAAGCACAGAGGAACGCUAAAACUUUAGAAGAUACAAAAAGAAAGGCUGACGAGGCUAUAAAGAAGCAAAAGGAAAUGUUAGCCAAGCAGGGUUCAUCCUCAGGGUUUAGUUUAUUCAAAUCAAAAUCAAAGACACCAGUGUCUCCCUCUAAAGAGGAUUCAAAGGCAAUGAAGAAGAAGGUUGCUGAGCUACAGCAGAGGAAGAAAGAGCUACAGAAACAAAAGCAAAAGGAGACCAGCAAGAACACCACCUCAACAUCAGCUGUUGAUGACCCUAAGGGAAUCAACAUUACUACUAAUGACAGUAAUAAAUCUUCAUCUGUAUCAACUAUACCCGAAGCCACACCCACCCAGCAACCAUCAACCACUGUAGUGUACGAGUCACUGGAGGAUGUGGUACGAGAGACCAAGGCAAUGUCAUCAUCAUCCUCCUCCUUCACUCCCAAUAAACCACCAGUACCGCCAAAACCAUCCCUACCGCCUAAACCGACUAAUUUAAGACACUCUAAACCAGACACUUUUGACUUUGAGACACAAGAAUCGUCACAGGCCCCGCCCCCAAUCCCACCUCCUAUUUCCAUGGCAACCACAGACACGCCUCCUCCAAUAUUACCCAAAGGCCUCCCAACUCCGGAAGAGCCCCAAUCUGAUAGUUAUAUUUAUGAGUUUCCGGAAUCGAUGCAGCCCUCUCAAACCGCACCUUGGGAUGAAACUCCGCCUCCAGUGGUCCCACCCAUUCCAACCACGCCUCGUGAGAAGACUCCGCCCCCAGUUGCACCUAAGCCACCUCCCAAAUCACCCGUUCAUGCCAUAGCCCCGCCCCCUGGUCUUGCUAGGCCACGCCCAUCUCCUUCUAAGCCAGUUCAAGAAACAGCAAGCCUUGUUAAGCAAGAGCCACUUUAUGACUUACCUCCUGACAGUGCUAAAAAACCACAACCAACUGAUAAACCUCAGAUACAACCAAAACCACAAAUACAAGCCAAGCCACGCCCACUUUCAACGAUUAACGAAGCCAUUUACGACUUGCCUCCCGACUCUGUUAAAAAGGUUCCAGAGAAGCCACGCCCACUUUCUGUAGCUGAGGAGGUUCUUUACGAUCUUCCCCCGCCCCCUCAAGACCUCAAUAUUAUAGCAUCCCCGGACCCGGUGGCUAGCUCUUAUUCCAACGUAUUCACUGCCGACUUUGAAAACUCGUUUGAGGACUCGUACCAAAACGUGGUCCCAUCAGAUCCCUGGAAGACCACACCCUCUCCGGACUCAAGCUCCGACGCCUUUUAUGGCAAUGUAACCACACCCCAAUUCACAGGUGGGGCAGGGGAUGUCCCUAAUACCCCUCUACCCUCUAUCACGUAUCGGGCUAAGUAUAGCUUCUCAGCUACUGAUAAAGAAGAGGUGUCAUUCACUCAGGGAGAUAUUGUCACUGGUUGUACUGAACACCAGUCGGCUCAGGAUGGGUGGGUGAGGGUGAGACAUGAGGGAGGGGAGGGGUGGGCACCGUUAGCGUACCUACAACCUAUUGAUGAUGGACCUGUCUCUCCUCCUCCUCCUCCUACUCCUCCUCCUAACACUGCUAGCAACAAUGACAAGGACAAUGUGGAGGUGAUGUAUGAUUGGGAUGGGACUCAACCAAACCAUCUCUCAAUACACAAAGGAGACAUCAUCACUGUGAAACAAAGAGGAGAGGGUUGGUGGAUGGGAGAGAAAGAUGGAAAGGUUGGUUGGUUCCCUGGUAAAUAUGUUCAGCCAGUCUCAAGCCCUGUAUCCAGUGACCCCGCCCCUUCAGACACACCUACUUCCGACACGUACAAAGCCAAUUACACAUUCAACAGCGAACAAGAUGGAGACCUUGCAUUUGCUGAGGGAGACAUCAUUAAAGUACUAAAGAAAGACGGUGAAUGGUGGCUAGGGGAAAUAGACGGAAGAAAAGGAUUAUUCCCAUCAACUUAUGUCUCUCCUCUCUCUGCUCCUGAUAGCCCAUCAUUGCAAUUACUGACGACAAAAGAGGCGGGGCUUUCUAGACUAGUAGGGCGUGUCACUGUCGGUUUUAUAGCUAUGGAAGAGAACCAGUUAGGACUGGUACCAGGUCAGUUGGUUCUGGUGAGACGACAGGAGCCUAACGGCUGGUGGGAGGGGCAACUGCAGAGUAGAGGAAUGCAGAGGAGGUGUGGCUGGUUUCCGGCCAAUCGGAUUGAACUAUUGACCUCUGGUACUGGAGGAGUGUCCUCACCCGUUCCUAAUGUCAAACCCAGUUCCUCCACUCCCUCGACUGGUGGUCUAGUCCUGGCACUGUACACCUAUGAGUCAGUGUCACAAGAUGAACUCUCAUUCCAUAAAGGAUCAGUGAUAUCAGUGAUUAAUAAGGAUGGUGAGGAUGACUGGUGGAAAGGUGAACUCAAUGGUAAAGUGGGUCUCUUUCCUAAGAAUUAUGUACAACCUCUCGAUCAUUUGAAAUCAUCCGAACACGCCUCACAAUGGUCAGAGAUGUUAGAAGCUGAUGUAUUGGCUAAGAUACCCUCAAAUCAGAAGAAGAGACAAGAGGCUAUAUUUGAACUGAUACACUCAGAGAAAGCUUAUGUACACAGUCUCAAUCUCGUUAAAGAGGUGUUCUUUAUUCCAAUGGAGAACUCGUCAGUAUUGUCACCCAGUGAGGUACAGCAGGUGGUCGUUAACUGGGAGGAGCUUAUUGAAUGUAACACACCUUUCUCUAAAGCAUUAUUCAUUAGGUUACGUACAUCAGGUGCAAUAAUAAGAUCAAUUGGUGAUGUACUCCAGGAGCACAUACCAAAACUAACUCCUCACAUUCGAUGGUGUUCAUGUCAACUAACAGCUUGUACAUUACUUCAGAGUAAAAGUCUGGAUCCUUCUUUUAGGGAGUAUGAGCAGGCUUGUCUCAAGGACCCUCGUACAAAGGGACUUCCCCUUUCCUCUUUCCUCCUUAAGCCAAUGCAACGUGUCACCAAGUACCCUCUACUAAUUGGAAAAAUAUUAGAGUAUACUCCUGAUACUGAUCCAGACUAUGAGUCAUUAUUGUUGGCAUUACAAGCAUCAGAGACAUUGUGUUCACAAGUUAAUGAUGGAGUGAGAGCUAAGGAAAACGCUGAAUCACUUGAGUGGCUUCAAUCUCAUGUACACGUGGCAUUAAAUGAGAAACUGAUCUUUAAUUCACAAACUAACUUCAUGGGCUCAAGGAAACUCCUCCAUUGGGGAAAAUUCACAAAAGUACGAGGAAACAAGGAGAUGGUUGGUUUCUUGUUUAACGAUUUCUUUUUGCUCGUGAGGCCCAAGAGUCUCUUUGUAACGGCAGCUCAAUUAGAACCUUUCACUGAUAACCAAGCUGAAACUGAUUCUGGAAGAGAUAAAUGGGUUAAGCAGAUAAUGGAAGCUUGUGUAGAGUAUGUAAGAAAACAGAAACAAAGUUCUAAACUAAUAAGAAGUGAUAGUCGUAGGAUGACAUUACGUAAGGUGGCUAGUGGCAAGUUAUUUGUGACAGUUGUUGAAGCUGCUGAUCUCAUUGCAUCAUCUGCUGAUGGUAAAAGUGAUCCAUUCUGUGUUAUAAGAGUUGGAGAUAAUCAAGAAUCAGCUACACCAGUUAUUAAAAACGAUUUAAAUCCUAAAUGGAAUUAUACGAUGCCAGAGUUUCUAAUAAGUGAUCCUAAUGAUACUGUAUUAGAGAUUACAGUGUUUGAUAGUGACCUCUUCUCACCUAAUGAUUUCUUAGGUUGUGCUAAGUUGUCAUUAAAGCAGUUAAGAGAUGAAGGAGGUAACAAUGGCCCAUGGACUAAAAGAUUGUUACUAGAAGAUGUACCUAAAGGAGAACUUGCAUUAAGAGUAACAUAUCAACCAAUGAGAAGGAAUAUUAGUGGAACACAUUAAUGAUUGAUUGAUUAAUGAAGAGACUGAGAGAAAGAGUGAUUUUUAUCUGUGAUUAUUAUUAUUAA
Molecule: messenger RNA, 6117 nt
Organism: Amphimedon queenslandica
Lineage: Eukaryota; Metazoa; Porifera; Demospongiae; Haplosclerida; Niphatidae
Product: intersectin-1-like
Exons: 26
Coding region: 125-6052 (1975 amino acids)
Biological process (GO): positive regulation of Rho protein signal transduction
Molecular function (GO): guanyl-nucleotide exchange factor activity; calcium ion binding; protein binding
Source: RefSeq, a predicted model, not a curated record